Messenger RNA from Zophobas morio, 2732 nucleotides. RefSeq names its product wsck (gene Wsck). Gene Ontology annotation, molecular function: ATP binding; transmembrane receptor protein tyrosine kinase activity; protein binding. Lineage: Eukaryota; Metazoa; Arthropoda; Insecta; Coleoptera; Tenebrionidae. Gene Ontology annotation, cellular component: plasma membrane; signaling receptor complex. The coding region runs from base 397 to 2583 and encodes 728 amino acids. The record is from RefSeq and is a predicted model, not a curated record. The transcript has 8 exons. Gene Ontology annotation, biological process: protein phosphorylation; multicellular organism development; cell surface receptor protein tyrosine kinase signaling pathway.
UGUUUUGACACAUUGAUUUGACAGGUCGUAAUUCGGAAGCAUUUCGGUUUUACAGUUUAACAAAUACAAAUCACGUCUAAACAGAAAGUUGAUUGGUAAUGUAAAUAAAAGCGCAAAAAUAGCACAGCAAUAAUGCUGCCAGAAAGUGGUUCGAUGUAAAAGCCAAAAUUUAUGUGAAAAUCUUCAGUGAAUCAUUUCUAUAUAAACCACAUUAGUCAUUUGGGGUGUGUUCAUUUGCAUUUAUUGUUGUUAACCUCAAUCAUAGGUAUGUCGUAUUUCAUCGACCAAACAUAUCAGAGAUCACCACUGCAUAUCGGGUAGCAAAUUUGACAUGUAAUAUGCUGAUUGAAGACAUUUUCUACAAACAGUGUUUUAUUGACCCAGAAAGCGAGCAUAAUGAUAAGAACUGGAUUGUUUCUAAUGCUUUUAAGUGCAGGGUUGGGUAUGAAUGAGAGAUUUAAGGGUUGUUAUAGAAAUAGCCAUUCGACACAGACAUACCGGCUACCUCAACAUGCCACAGUUGAUCAGUGCAUUAGUGAAUGCUACUCAAAAUACUACAAAUAUGCGUUAUUGGAUGACAGGGGUUUGUGUUCUUGUGAUAACUAUCUAGGAGUGGAAAUAAACAGUACAUUACUCUGCAAUGAGUUCUGCUCAUACUGUGAAUUAAAACCAAACCUAACAGAUGUGUAUGUCACAGGAAACUUAGUUCCUGGACCGCCUGAGGAUGUCCAUCUUAGGAACAUCACAGAUAAAAGUGUGCACAUAUCAUGGAAACAACCCAAAUCUUUCACCGAAAUUAGCGGUUACUUAAUAAAAGCAGUCGUUAAUCACACUUACGCGAAUUAUAUUGCUAACAGUCCAGAAUGGACAUACACUAACGACACUUUUCGUACUCAGAUCAUUCUUUUGCCUGCAACUAAAUAUAAUGUUACUUUACGUGCAGUGUCCCCUGAUGGUCCUGGAGCUCAAUUUUUUCAGAUAAUUGAGACAAAAGUCGGUGAGCCGGAAAAUCACCCCGAGUCUCCCAAAGUAAUAAAAAAAGAAGGUACCACCGUAGAAGUGAAACUAAUGGAAACUCCAAACAGCAACGGACCAAUUACGUCGUAUUUAGUUGUCGUUAUGAACGAAGACAGUCAACAAAUUUUUCAAGAAGAACUGUUGAAGUCGUACGACGAAGCCAAAAGAGAAGGUAUAGAUUACUACAUAGCAGCAAAACUAAACCCGGAGAACAUCCGGAAAAAUUUUAGAGUCGGGGACGGUAGAUAUUACAACGGAUUUUACAAUGCGCCUUUGGAAUCAAAUGUGUCUUAUAAAAUUAUAGCAGGGAUUGUUAGUACGCUAAAUGGAGAAACCAAAAGAGCCUUUAGUAGUGUCGAGAAUCACGUUAGAGAGGUACAUGACGAGUACGGCAAUCAAGUAGAAGUCAGCGGCGACUCGCCAGCUGUUAUCAUAGGGCUAUCAAUUGCCAUUGGUUUGCUCAGUUUUAUGCUCAUCGCGGGAAUAAUCGGGUUCAUACUUUUAAAAAGUCGGGUUACAAAUAGACGUCAUCGGUUAUCGGAAAAUCAGGAGUUGACCCUCCAAGGACCGAUGAUAGAAGUGGAAAACAAUGGGUAUAUACCAGAGGAAGAACACACAAAAGCGAAUCAUUACAGAAACUUAAAACAAAGGCUGAGAACAAUACCUUACAACCAGUUAAAAAUAGAACCGACGAAUUUAUUAGGAGUAGGAAGAUUCGGAAGAGUUAACAGUGGCUCAAUCUAUGAAAACGAUACUUUAGUACCAGUGGCAGCUUACAGCGUCCCGGAUAAAAAAUUAUCCCCGGAAGACAAAAAAAACAUGCUUCGUGAUUUAGAUUUGUUGGUUAAAACAGGAAAACACGAAAACGUUAUUGCCUUAAUUGGAACUUGUGAGACUACUCAGAUGGUUGUGGUUGUUUUAGAAUAUGUAUCUAUGAAUCUCAAAGACUUACUAUUAGGGAGCAGGGACUCGCUACCUGGUAAAUUUAGCAAUAUGUCAGAAUCUCAAGCUUUAGGUAUUGGCACAAACAUAGCAAAAGGCAUGGCUCAUCUCGAAUCAAAUAAGAUCGUCCAUAAGCAGCUGUGCGCGCGCAACGUUCUAAUAGCCAAUGGCUUCGUUCCAAAAAUAAGCGGCUAUGGACUGGCUCAGUAUUACAGUCAUAACAAUUUACCUGAUUAUACUCGUUGGACGGCACUGGAGGUAUUCAAAGGGCAACCGCACAAUUCAAAAAGUGACGUUUGGUCGUUUGCUUGUCUUUUAUGGGAGAUCUGUGUUUUAGGGGGGACCCCCUAUGGCAACUUUUCCAAUAACGAAAUCCCCGACCGAAUUCUAAAAGGGUUGCGCUUACCUCAAAUGCAAUAUCUCAGUGAUGAGCUUUACCAAAUAAUGCUCGAUUGUUGGCAGAUUGAUAUGGACGAAAGACCCACUUUCAGCGUGUUGUUUGAAUCUCUUCAAAAAGUUCAAGAAAAUUCACUUCUUCCAUGUUUAAGUUUUAACUUGUUCCCAAAUUUCCAGUAUGAACAAUUUUAUCCCGACAUGGAAAUUGCUGUGAGACCUGUACUUUAAUUUGCUUUCCGUACUUUUUAUUUUUUUAUUGUUUUAUUUUUUUAUGAUUUGUGAACAUGUGCAUUCCAUUUUAUUAUGUAUUUUAUAAUUGAGGACGUGUGUUGUAUGUUUUUAAGGUAUUUUUAUAUGUUAAUAAAUUUUUUUACACA